UUCAUCAACAAUGGUUUUCCGUUUCCACUUAGAUGCAAGUGCGAGAUUAUUUAUUAUAAAAACCAUACAAGUCCUCAUAAUGAACGCACUGCUUUACAACAUCAUAUUUCUUGUUUCUUUGGCAUUAGCCAAACCUUCAAACAACUCCUUAGGGGCCACUUGUACAGUAAGUUCAUACGACGAUGUGGCAUCUGCGAUUUCAAGUUGCACCACCAUCAACCUGGGCUCUUUUACAGUGCCGGCCGGUACAACUUUAGCUUUAAAAUUAAAAACCGGCACCACUGUCAAUAUCCAAGGUACUAUCAAAUUCGGAUACCAAGAAUGGAAAGGACCUUUGGUUCAAGUGUCGGGAAAACAAGUUACAAUUAAUGGUGCUAGUGGAAAAUUUGAUGGAGAAGGUGCUAACUACUGGGACAGUCAAGGUGACAAAGGAAAAACAAAGCCAAAGUUUUUCAAAAUAUCUACUACAUCAAGUUCUACUUUCAAUGAUAUUACUCUGAAAAAUUGUCCUCAUCAAUGCGUCUCUAUUAGCAGCGCUUCAGAUACUACUUUAUCAGGUUGGAACAUUGACGUAUCAGCAGGAGAUAGCGCAGGUGGACACAACACUGACGGCUUCGAUAUCUCCGGCUCGACCGGCAUCACCAUUAAAAACUCCGUUGUCAAGAACCAAGACGAUUGCGUGGCUAUUAACCAAGGUUCAAACUUGGUUUUCGAAAGCUUAACAUGCAGCGGUGGACACGGGCUCAGUCUCUCAGUAGGACAAAGUACUGAGAAUGGGGAUGCAAACACAGUUAAAAACGUCGUUUUUAGCGAUUGUACCGUAAAGAAUUCUCGAAAUGGCAUCCACAUAAAGACGCACAAAGAUGCCGGUACCGGUGCAAUCAGUGAUGUGACUUACAAAAACAUUAAACUUUCUGGAAUUACCAAUUAUGGCAUUAACGUUCAAGAGAAUUAUGCAAAUGGUGGCGAUAGUGGUGAUCCGUUAGGUAAUAUACCUAUUACAAAUUUGAAUCUCCAAUCGGUGACAGGCUCCAUGUCUGGAGGAUCUAGCAGCAUGUCGGUAUACAUUUUAUGCGGCGAUGGAGGAUGCAGUAAUUGGGCAUGGUCCGGUGUUUCUAUUUCCAGCGCGAAAAAAUCAAACAGCUGUAACUUUACGCCCUCUGGAUUCACUUGUUAAACGUUUAAGAAUUUUAAUAAAUAGAACAUAGCUUUAGUAAUAUAUUAUAUUAUGACAAAAUAUUUUUUUAUACUUAUAAUGAAUAAAAUAUACACUGUAAAAGAAAUA
Molecule: messenger RNA, 1285 nt
Organism: Sitophilus oryzae (rice weevil)
Lineage: Eukaryota; Metazoa; Arthropoda; Insecta; Coleoptera; Curculionidae
Product: polygalacturonase-like
Exons: 5
Coding region: 11-1177 (388 amino acids)
Biological process (GO): pectin catabolic process
Cellular component (GO): extracellular region
Molecular function (GO): polygalacturonase activity
Source: RefSeq, a predicted model, not a curated record